This is a messenger RNA of Eleginops maclovinus (Patagonian blennie), 5524 nucleotides long. It is a transcript of the gene pde1cb, whose product is annotated as phosphodiesterase 1C, calmodulin-dependent b. The coding region runs from base 411 to 2303 and encodes 630 amino acids. Gene Ontology annotation, cellular component: neuronal cell body. The transcript has 17 exons. The record is from RefSeq and is a predicted model, not a curated record. Gene Ontology annotation, molecular function: calmodulin-activated 3',5'-cyclic-GMP phosphodiesterase activity. Gene Ontology annotation, biological process: signal transduction. NCBI's taxonomy places the organism in Eukaryota, Metazoa, Chordata, Actinopteri, Perciformes, Eleginopidae.
GUUGCUGGGAGAGCAUGGCACGGCUCCAGGACCCCUGUGCUCACACAGGAGAGGAGUGAACGAAUGAGAGAGUGACAAGAGAGGGAAUAGGUAGAGUCGGGCUGUUUCACGGCUGUCACAGCUGCUUGAGCACUGAGUGUUGUUGAGUUCCAAUCACACACACUCUGUCACAUAAACAAGGGAGAGAAAAGGAGGAGAAAAAGGAAGGAUGACGGCCAGUUUGUCGCAGCUUUGGGUGCAUAUGUGAUAGAAGAAAGAGGAAACCUCGGUCACAUCCCGGGUUCCACCACACAGCAACUUCUCUCUGCUCCAUGCUGCGUCUUCCUCUUGCUCACAGUUAAGAGGGAUUAAACUUUUUUUUUUUUUUUAAAUCUCUUGUUGGCACAUCCGGAACUCUUUGAGUCUCCGUCAUGGAGUCUCCCACUAAAGAGAUCGAGGAGUUUGAAAGCACGGCCCUGAAGUACCUGCAGCCGGAACAGAUUGAAAAGAUUUGGCUCAGGCUCCGAGGACUGCGCAAGUACAAGAAGACAUCCCAGAGAUUACGAUGUCUGGUGAAGCAACUGGAGAGAGGAGAGGCUUCGCUCACAGACCUCAAGAAGAACCUUGAGUAUGCUGCGUUGGUGCUGGAAUCCGUUUAUGUGGAGGAGACGAGGCGUUUGGUGGACACAGAGGAUGAGCUCAGUGACAUCCAGUCAGAGUCCGUGCCCUCCGAGGUUCGGGAUUGGCUGGCCUCCACCUUCACCCGCCAGAUGGGCCUGAUGCUGCGGCGCAAUGAGGAGAAACCUCGCUUCCGCAGCAUCGUCCACGCCGUCCAGGCUGGCAUAUUUGUUGAGAGGAUGUACAGACGCACCUCCAAUAUGGUGGGACUCAGCUACCCCCCGUCCGUCAUAUCUGUGCUUAAGCAUGUUGACAAGUGGUCGUUUGACGUCUUCGCUCUAAAUGAGGCCAGCGGAGAUCAUGCUCUUAAAUUCAUAUUCUAUGAGUUGCUUACAAGAUACGACCUGAUUAGCCGUUUCAAGAUCCCAAUCUCUGCGGUGGUGUCAUUCGUGGAGGCCCUAGAAGUGGGAUACAGCAAACAUAAAAACCCCUACCACAACCUGAUGCACGCUGCUGAUGUCACACAGACUGUACACUACUUGCUACUCAAGACUGGCAUGGUGCAUUGGUUGACUGAGCUUGAGAUCUUUGCCAUGAUCUUUGCGGCGGCUGUGCACGACUACGAGCAUACGGGGACGACAAACAACUUCCACAUUCAGACAAGGUCAGACACGGCUAUCCUGUACAACGACCGUUCGGUGUUGGAAAGUCACCAUGUCAGCGCCGCCUACCGCCUGCUGCAGGACGACGAUGAGAUGAACAUCCUCUACAACCUCUCCAAGGACGACUGGAGAGAGCUGCGGGCUCUGGUGGUGGAGAUGGUGCUGGCCACGGACAUGUCCUGCCACUUCCAGCAGGUUAAGGCCAUGAAGAACUUCCUACAACAGCCCGAGGGCAUUGACAAACCCAAAGCCCUGUCCCUGCUGCUGCACACAGCUGACAUCAGCCAUCCAGCCAAAAGCUGGGACCUCCACCACCGCUGGACCACCUCUCUACUGGAGGAGUUCUUCAGACAGGGGGACAAAGAAUCAGAGCUGGGCCUGCCGUUCUCUCCACUCUGCGACAGAAAGUCCACAAUGGUGGCCCAGUCCCAGAUCGGGUUCAUCGACUUCAUCGUGGUGCCCACCUUCACUGUGCUGACGGACAUGAUGGAACGGAUCGUCAAACCGCUCAUCGACGAAGCCUCCCAUUCAGGUUUUGCUGGCUUUAGACGCUCAAGUCUAAACAGUAUUGGCUCAGAUGAGCCCAAGAGGCACAGUGUGAAGAGCUCCGACAGCAGCUCGUCGGGACAGAGCUCUCUGCUGAUGGUGGACCUGAAGAACUUCAAGGCUUUGUGGAACGAAGAGGUUUACCAGAACAGAGAGAGGUGGAAAUCUCAAGCUGCUAAAGAGGCAGAGGAGAGAGCUAAAAGGGAAAUUGAGGAGCUAGCCCAGCAGGAAGAGGCUAUGGAGCCCCAGGAGGUCCAGACAGAACCAGAACAGCCUGAACCAACGGAGGACCAACCGGAGGGGGAGGAGCCUGAGUCACCAGAGGUCAGCCAAACACCAGAUGGUAACACGGAGGAAACGGAGCUGGAUGAGCAGCCUGAGAGCGCCUCACACAAGACUCCCCCCCUGCAGAACGGAGAGUUGUCUGAAGGGACUGAAUCUCCAGAGGGGGGAGAAAACAAGAACAAAGGAGACGAUGCAGAGGUUACGAUGGAAUGAGCUGCAUUGCAUCCCUGCUGCGCUGCUGAAGAUACUCUUUGCUGUUUGAGAGGACUCAAACUCAGACCAGAGGAAAGUCCAUUGUUUGGGCUGUGUCGCCCUCUACAGGCCACCAAGAAAACUGACACCUUCUCUUCCGUUUCUCUCUGUGAGCAACUGUUUAUUUUACUGCAAGGCUCCUGUUCGCAGAGCUCUACCCACGUGCAUUAAUCCUACCUUCCUGCUUACUGAUGAAGAUGAUACAGAAGAAGAUGACCUCACUACGACACGAUGAUGGGCUUAUUUUUCAUUUGCCAAUCUUGCUUUGGGUUGUGUUUGUAACUCAGCCACAGACAUGUAGCCAUUGUCCCACCGCUGUUAUGUAUCGCUGUCUAAACUCACUAUUAGAUUUGAACACUUCGAGAACUUUGUAGUUUAAAAAAAGUUUAUUUAGAGACAAAAUUACGAUCACGAUUAUUUAUUUUGGUACGUAUCGGAGCAGAAGGACUUCUGUAGCUGCUACACAGGAUGUACAGCAUGCUAUUAUGUGUAGAGUACGUUGGAGUUAAAUUCACAGGUUAAAAGCACUACUAUUUUACUAGAAAACUCAUCCACUCUAUGUAGAAAACCUGACUUUUUCCUGUGCUAGCUUGUCCAGUUUUAUGUCCCUUAAUACUUUCUUUUCCUAUGACUUUCAGACAUGGUGAAAUUCUCCCAGCCAUGUUUAUAUUUGUUGUGUGUGUGUUUCUGUCCUCUUUACUGUAAAUAUUUAACGUUUGUACAUGUAUGAAUACAAUCCACCAACAGAUGUUUUUUGUUUGUUUUGGAUUUAGUGUAAGAUAUCGCUGUGAGAAAUGUCCAAAAAUUAGAAUGCAACUUCUGCGUUUCAAACAUAUCACACAUUGUUUUGGGGUUUUUUUGUAUUAUAAAAAAAGUCCUUUUCUUUUUGUAAAACUGUUUUGCUUGUUUCCCAUAUGAAUCAUGCACUAGUUAUCCUCACACUGUAUGUAAUUUCUUCGUCAAAAGACUUCUUCUCGAUGCCUUCUUAUAUGUAUUUAAGCUGUAGCAAAGAGUCAACAUGGUUGCGGAUUUAGAGAAAUAUAUGUCUUUUAUUUUGCAGAUAUGUUACAGCAGCUUCGCCUACGAGGCUGCUGGCGUGAUGUUUUGAUCGACAUAUUUACAGUGUGCUCGCUCUCCUGUCAGCCAGUUGAAUCCAUCAUGCUUCUGUGAUGCAUCCGAGGCUAAGAGUCCAACCUGUAUCUGCUUCUUGGUCGUUUGCCUGGUUUUUAAGGCUUGUAAUGUUGUGUAUAGGAGAUGCAAAUAUUGCUUACUGUGCAUAUGUAACAUAUUGAACCUCCGCAAUGCUGGUUAAGCUUUUACUAUAUACUUAAUAUGUGUAAUUGGAAGAAAAAAUACAAUUUUGGCAGUAUUUGCAUAAUGAUUGACAUGUUUUCCCCUAUAAAUUGUGCACUGUUAUUAUUUUUCCCUUUUGUUUUAAAUGAUUUUGGAAUGAAAAAUCCCCAAAUUGUUGUUAUUGUGCCAAUAUCAAGUAAGGGCACUUUUUGGAUUUGAUGUUAUUAUUAUUGUUUGAAAGUAUACUGGCAUAUGGGGGUUAAGCAACUCAACACCUAAACAUUUAUAUACAAAUGUAGGAUUUAUUUUCAGCCUCUUUGUUUUAAUACACACUCCUCGUUUUUAUAUUAUACCAGCGACUUUGGUAUGGAUAAAAAGCAGUUUAUCACGUAAUGUAACCACAUGCAACUUUUACCUAAAGAACACAGUCAGUGGUUAGCAGGCCAGCUGGCUGAAUGUGUGCCUAUAUAAAUGUACUUUCCAUUUGACACCUGUAGGAAAAUUAAUUGUGUGAUGUCAUUUGAAUCUGUGCUGAUCCAGGUACAGUCAAACAAAACAAUUCAUAUCUUCCUACAAUUACUCCAGUCUUGAGUCAAGACUUUUAUUUUGUUGAAAAGUCUGUUUGAUGUUGCAGAAGUAUUUAUAGUGGUUUAUUUGGCUCUUUUUCAUCUAUUUUAUAGCUGUGUAUUUUGAUUUUAGUUCUACUGUACUGUUCCCUGGAUUGUCCAAAAUGACGUCUUCAACGUGUAACGACAUUUUACUUCUUUUUUUUCAAGUUGUGUCUCCUUUAGUGUCUAGUUUAGUGUGUGUCUGUUGGAUAUGUUUAAUUCCACCAGCUCUGAAGUCAGAAAAAUGUAAUUGGCUCAAAGCUGUACAUUUAAAAUGUAACAAUCAUAUAAAAAAAUGGAUUUAUAAAUAGAACAAAUACAAACGCAUCGUGUGCUCCGAACAGCCUGCCUGAUACUUGGUGAAGCAGAUUAUAUUUUCUGUACCAAGGGACCAACACAUGUACAGUCUUGUAGUUUGCUCAAUCUUUCACCUGCUACUGUGAUAACCUACUGUAUGAAUAUUUAACAAGAGUUUAUACCAACCAUAAUCAGAAACAUAGCUGUAUUUAUGACCUGUAAAGACUUCUAAACACGGUGUUUUGUAAUUGUUACUACGGAACAGAUUGUGUUGUUUGUUUAAUGCUUUGUUUCCUUGUUUAGUUAGUCUGAAUCACUCUAUAAUGAUCGAUCUCAAACUGUUCUAGUGACUGAGGUUAGAUGGAUGUAAAGCGUGUGUGUGUGUGUGUAUGAGAAACUGCCGAAAAAUACUUAAUGUGCAUUUCUGAUCUCCUCACUGUGACCUGCUCUAUCGAUGAGAGUUUGAAUGUGUGUGUGUGUGUGUGUGUGUGUGUGUGUGUGUGUGUGUGUGUGUGUGUGUGUGUGUGUGUGUGUGUGUGUGUGUACACAAACAAGUGUGUGUGUCUGAAUGAAGGAUUGAAUGAGAAACAAAAAGUGACGCAGUGGACUGUUUAAAGCUGGUAAACAACUCUCACCGCCAAAAACAUUUAAAAAUUAAGAUCUAAUUCUCAUAUAUUGUAUAUACCAUAUUAGACUUAUGCCAUAGAAUUUGAUUUCAUAUAUACAUCAGAAGUAGAUGUAUUAUAAAGUUUAAAUUAUAAAAAGUGAUGGUAAUAAAAAGGUGAGUAGUCAAACUAGCUAACAGAAGAAAAAAACCGCCUUGGGUUAAACUCUCCUCUACAUCCAUGAACAGAAAGAAAGGCUUAGUGUGUAUGGGGGUGUGUGUGUGCAUGCAUGUGCGUGUCACUGUCCCAUGCCGGCCGGGCGGCCGUGUGUGCCACCAUGCUCUGUGACUGCACAGCUGUAUCAAUAAAUCUGGAUUCA